ACCCUGCACCAAACCACCCCCACCCAAACCAAACCCGCCACCGGUUCUUCCCCACUUCCCAGAGCAUCGCGGGCGAGCACGAGAGGGGUCGCACGCACGCCCGCGACAGCUCCCCCCACGGCCAUGGAUCUCCUGCAGGGGCAGAGCGUGCAGACAACGGUGGCCAUCGCCGUCGCCGUCGUCGCGGUCGCCGCGGGGGGCGCCUUCAUCCUCCUCCGCUCCAGGAAGCCCAAGGGCUGCUUGGACCCUGAGAACUUCAAGAAAUUUAAACUUGUGGAAAAGAAGCAAAUAAGUCAUAACGUGGCCAGAUUUAAGUUUGCUCUUCCUACUCCAACUUCUGUACUGGGUCUUCCUAUCGGUCAGCAUAUUAGUUGCAGGGGACAAGAUGCUACAGGCGAAGAAGUAAUCAAACCUUAUACCCCUACUACAUUGGAUUCUGAUGUAGGGUAUUUUGAACUUGUUAUAAAGAUGUACCCUCAAGGAAGAAUGUCUCACCAUUUCCGUGAAAUGAAAGUUGAUGAUUAUAUGUCUGUGAAAGGACCUAAGGGUCGUUUCAGGUACCAAGUUGGGCAAGUGAGAGCAUUUGGAAUGCUUGCUGGUGGAUCAGGCAUCACUCCGAUGUUCCAGGUUGCAAGGGCAAUUCUUGAGAACCCUAAUGAUAGCACAAAAGUUCAUUUAAUCUAUGCAAAUGUCACUCAUGAAGACAUUCUUCUGAAGGAAGAACUGGACAACUUGGCCAAAACCUACCCUAAUCGCUUUAAGAUCUACUACGUCUUGAAUCAGCCUCCCGAAGUCUGGAAUGGUGGUGUUGGGUUUGUGUCACAGGACAUGAUUAAAGUUCAUUGUCCAGCACCUGCUGAGGACAUUCAAAUCUUGAGAUGUGGUCCUCCUCCGAUGAACAAGGCAAUGGCUGCGCACCUUGAUGAGCUCGGGUACACCAAGGAGAUGCAGUUCCAGUUCUAAGCUCUCCUAAUGGCGGAUUACCAUAAUAAUGAACCUAUGGCCUGAGCUGUCUUUGGUCAUGGAGACGUCGUCUGACCUCUUUUGGUAGUUGACAACAAUACAUGAUUUAGUCGUGAGCCCACAGUUUAUGUAUCAUUCCAUUUUUACGGGCAAGUGUUAUCUGCAAUUGGCAGAAGCCCACAUUCCUGACUGUUGACUAUCAUAUGGUUUACAACCUGAUUGCCUGAACAUUUGAUGAAUGGAUGCUACACUGCGUACAAAAGGGUA
Messenger RNA from Oryza brachyantha (malo sina), 1230 nucleotides. Its product is annotated as NADH--cytochrome b5 reductase 1. NCBI's taxonomy places the organism in Eukaryota, Viridiplantae, Streptophyta, Magnoliopsida, Poales, Poaceae. Gene Ontology annotation, biological process: electron transport chain. The record is from RefSeq and is a predicted model, not a curated record. Gene Ontology annotation, molecular function: cytochrome-b5 reductase activity, acting on NAD(P)H. The transcript has 9 exons. The coding region runs from base 124 to 963 and encodes 279 amino acids.